CCGGCGCGAGGGGCCGGGCCGGCCGGGAAGGGAGUGCGGGUCGGUUUUGUGUGCGCUGCCGGACGAGGCUCCCGCCGCCGAUUGACCCGCGCUCCGCCCCGUAGCCGGGCCGGUGAGUGCCCGCGAGACUGCCCGUGUGUCAUGGGGGUCGGGGAGAGGGACCCCUGAGAGGGAGGGGAAACCGGAAGUGAAGGGACCCGAGGAGAGAGACCCCAGGAAAUGGGACACCUGGGGAAGGGGUGACAGCCGGAAGUGGGGGGCCUCAGAAGGUUGUCGACGGGACGUGGGGUCUCUGGGGCUCCAGAACGAUGGCUUCCUGGCCUCCUCUUGGUGGGGUGGGGAGGAAGGCGAUGGGUUCCAGGUGAGGAAGAUUCCAGGCUUCACCGUAACAAAUGGUGUUUGCACCCAUCCAUACGCCCAUCCAUCAGUUCAUUCUGGAGACUGACUGAGUCCUGCUCUGAGCUUGACACUACCGAGGCCCUGGAGAUUAAACAGGAAGCUCCAGGGGGAGGUAGAGCCCAGCGUGGGGCUAGACGCAUCCCUGCUCUGCCUCACUAGGUGUGUACCCUCCAGCACAUCACUUGACCUCAUAUCGUCCGCUAAUAUUUACAGAGCACCGUCAUGUGCCAGGCUAGGCCUAUAGCCUAUGGACACUACAGUCUGUCUCCCAGGGAUCCUGGUAGCUAAUGUCCGAAGAAAGCGACUCUCCGAGGACCAGCCCCUCUGCGGCCUCACUCUCGGAGAAUGAGCUGCCGCCGCCACCUCCCGAGCCCCCGGGCUAUGUGUGCUCACUGACAGAAGAACUGGUCACCAAAGCCAGAGAAGAGCUGCAGGAGAAGCCAGAAUGGAGACUUCGAGAUGUGCAGGCCCUCCGUGACAUGGUGCGGAAGGAGUGUCCGAACCUGAGCACGUCCCUGGAUGACGCCUUCCUGCUGCGCUUCCUCCGAGCCCGCAAGUUUGAUUACGACCGGGCCCUGCAGCUCCUGGUCAACUACCACAGCUGCCGGCGAAGCUGGCCCGAAGUCUUCAAUAACCUGAAGCCCUCGGCCGUAAAGGAUGUCCUCGCUUCUGGCUUCCUCACCGUGCUGCCCCACACCGACCCCCGCGGCUGCCAUAUCCUCUGCAUCCGCCCAGACAGAUGGAUACCGAGCAACUAUCCAAUUACCGAAAACAUCCGAGCCAUAUACUUGACAUUAGAAAAACUCAUUCAGUCUGAAGAAACCCAGGAUGGCUUCCCCAUUCGGAUAAAAGCAGUCCAUGUAGUGAAUGAACCUCGAAUAUUUAAAGGCAUUUUUGCCAUCAUAAAACCAUUUCUGAAGGAGAAAAUAGCAAACAGAUUUUUCCUCCACGGGUCUGACCUGAACUCUCUCCACACAAACCUUCCAAGAAGCAUCCUCCCCAAGGAGUAUGGGGGCACGGCUGGAGAGCUAGACACCACCGCCUGGAACGCGGUGCUGCUGGCCUCGGAGGAGGACUUUGUGAGAGAGUUCUGCCAACCUGUUCCCGUCUGUGACAGCAUCCUGGGCCAGGCCCUGCCGCCCGAGGGGCUAAGCUCAGACGCGCAGUGUGAUGAUUCCCUGCGGGCUGUGAAGUCACAGCUAUACUCCUGCUAUUAGCCAGUCCUCUGUGAGUGCCACCAUCUUUAAAUCCUUGCCUUUUGCUUUGGAGAGGCACAAGGAGAAUUUGAGGUGCCACGGAGUCAGUCUUGCUCCUUGUCAUUGAAUUGCAUCCUGUGGGGCUCUGAGGCUGAGCCACGGGGUAAGCCAUUGGUUACUUGAAUUAAUCCACGGAAGACACGGAAAAUGUCCUCAGUGAUUCCCAAAUGUUUGGAAUCUUGGUUUGCAACCAUUAAUCUGGAAGCUGUAUCUGGUUCUUACAGAUGUCGGAACAAGAAAAACCAGGACCAAAGUCACUUUGGUCCCACAUUCAGGAGAAAACAACCUGACUGGCCAGUGGCGACACGCCUGUGAAAUAACUUGGCCGAGCCUACCAGGUGGCCACACGUGAGACUUUGGGAAUUUGUCUUUCGCAUGAACCCUAACUAAAGACCUCUGUUGCUCAUCGUGAAAUUUCUAGUUUGAGGUCCAGACCCCAGCUGCCAUCACCGGGUUUGGAAAGCACCUUAACUCAAUCGUGGGAGCAUCAGGACAUAAGCAGCACUUCAUGAUCAAAUUUGGGAGCGAGACUUCAAAGCACCUCUGGGAUUCACUGGUUGACUCUUGCAAUAGAAACUGAAGUUUUCCCAAACCCAUAAAGCCUUAGCCCUUGUUCUCAAUAGAAUCAUACAGGAUCCUAGAGGUAUAUGAUUUUACUCAACCUGAAACACUGGAUGUGAGGCCUGAGUAGCUAAAAGAAUCCUGGCCCAAGAAUUAAGAGACCAGGGCUCCAGCCCCAGAUGUGUGACUGUAGACAAGACCUGGGCCUCUGUGGGCCUCACCUUUCUAAUCUGUAAAAUGAGGCUGGCUGAAAUGAUGCCUAGGGCUUUGGCAUGACAUUCUGGGAUUUGGUUUAGUUACUGAAUGUUAGAUGUUGGCUUUCUGCCUAGAAAAAUUGGUUUUCUUGCCUCUAGAUGCAAGUGGUUGGAUCUUGUUUUGUGGUACAUCUGGG
Messenger RNA from Panthera uncia (snow leopard), 2607 nucleotides. RefSeq names its product alpha tocopherol transfer protein like (gene TTPAL). The transcript has 5 exons. NCBI's taxonomy places the organism in Eukaryota, Metazoa, Chordata, Mammalia, Carnivora, Felidae. Gene Ontology annotation, molecular function: phosphatidylinositol bisphosphate binding. The coding region runs from base 687 to 1616 and encodes 309 amino acids. The record is from RefSeq and is a predicted model, not a curated record. Gene Ontology annotation, cellular component: membrane.